UCGGCACAUUGUGAGCAGGGGCUGCAGGAUGGAACCAGCAAGCGGCUGCGCUGAGCGCCCCACACCUGGGCCUACAGGGGUGAAGACCAAGCCCUCCUGCGGGGGCUGGAGAGCCGCGGGCCUGCUCCUGCUGCUGCUGCUGCUGCUGGCCGCUGUGGGGGUUGUGGCUGGAGGGCUUCUUGGCUUUGCUCAGGGCCUUCCCAAGCCAAGGCUGCAGACGCUGCGAAUGACCCUCCCGAGCCCCCACAUGCCCCGGCCCAACCAAACCAUCCUGGUGGACGUGGCCCAGAAUGCGGCAACCAUCACAGUGACCCCAACUCAGAGUAACCACAGCUGGGCGGUGCUGUUCGACGGGCAGAGCGGCUGCAUCUGUUACCGCCCUGAGGAGCACCAGGCCUGCUUCCUCCGCCUGAUGGAGGACAGUGAUCGGGAGACCCUGCAGCUGCUGGUGGAUACCUCCAAGGUCCAAGAAGCUUGGGUCCCUACCCAGGACACCCACCACACCCAGGAGCUGCUGGCAGUGCAGGGGAGCCUUGAGGUGGACCCCGCCGAGGUGGGGGCUUUGGUGCAGCGCCUGUGCAAGAGGACCCCCAUCUACUGGGCUCGGCGAGCAGAGGGUGAGUCAGGACCACUGUGGGGGAAGGCCAAGCCCUCGGGAUGGUUUGAGGAGCUGGGGGCAGAGCCCUUGGAGAUUCACGGCGCCCUCGCCACAGGGCCCCAGAGACAGCGGCUGAUUUAUCUCUGCAUCGACAUCUGCUUCCCGAGCAACAUCUGCGUGUCUGUCUGCUUUUAUUAUCUCCCAGACUGAGCCCCCAACCUGGCCCAGCCCGGCCCCUGUCCCCAAUCCAGUGGGCUGGCCAGGCCACCUGCACCAGGGAGGACAGCUGCCGGCAGGGACUAAUAAACCCUUCCACCUGGC
Pongo pygmaeus (Bornean orangutan) is the source of this 919-nucleotide messenger RNA. It is a transcript of the gene BRICD5, whose product is annotated as BRICHOS domain containing 5. The record is from RefSeq and is a predicted model, not a curated record. NCBI's taxonomy places the organism in Eukaryota, Metazoa, Chordata, Mammalia, Primates, Hominidae. The transcript is spliced from 5 exons. Bases 29 to 808 code for a protein of 259 amino acids.